Oxyura jamaicensis (ruddy duck) is the source of this 416-nucleotide messenger RNA. RefSeq names its product olfactory receptor 4D1-like. NCBI's taxonomy places the organism in Eukaryota, Metazoa, Chordata, Aves, Anseriformes, Anatidae. The transcript has a single exon. Gene Ontology annotation, biological process: G protein-coupled receptor signaling pathway. The record is from RefSeq and is a predicted model, not a curated record. Gene Ontology annotation, cellular component: membrane. Gene Ontology annotation, molecular function: G protein-coupled receptor activity. The annotation marks the transcript as partial.
ACACACGCAAGCUGCAGCUCCUGCACUUCGGGCUCUUCCUGGGCAUCUACCUGGCUGCCCUCCUGGGCAACGGCCUCAUCCUCACCACCGUAUCCUGCGACCACCACCUCCACACCCCCAUGUACUUCUUCCUCCUCAACCUUGCCCUCCUCGACCUUGGCACUAUUACCACCACUGUCCCCAAAGCCAUGGCCAACUCCCUGUGGGACACUAAGACCAUCUCCUACUCUAGAUGUACUGCACAGGUCUUUCUACUUGUGUUUUUGAUUGGAGGAGAGUAUUUACUUCUCAUUGUCAUGGCCUAUGACCGCUACGUUGCCAUCUGCAAACCCCUGCUCUAUGGGACCCUCAUAAAUGGAAAAACUUGUGUCAACAUGGCAGCAGCUGCCUGGGGCAGUGGCUUUCUCAAUUCCCUG